GAUAUAAAACCCUUUUCUUGUCUCCAAAUCUUUCAGAAACUCUCAUAUCUGUUACAUGUCAAUGGCUUCUGCAAGUAAUAAUCAAGCUUCAUCUUCUUCUUCUUCAACUUUGCAUCCUACUAAAUGGGACGUCUUCUUAAGCUUCAGAGGAAAAGAUACACGAUACACAUUUACCGAUUAUCUAUACCAUUCCUUGCAGCGCAAUGGUAUUAAAACAUUUCGAGAUGCUCCUAAUAUCCGCAGCGGAGAAAUUAUUACAUCAGCAUUGUUCCAAGCUAUUCAAGAUUCCAAAAUUUACAUUGUUGUCUUGUCGCAAAAUUUUGCUUCUUCACAGUACUGUCUUGAUGAGCUCGUAGAGAUCCUCAGUUGUCGCGGAAAAUUGGAUAGAUUGCUUAUUCCGGUUUUUUACUGCAUCGAACCAUCGGUUGUCAAGUACCAAACCGGAAGUUAUGGUGAAGCUUUCAGAAAACAUGGAAAUUAUCAUGGUCCGGAUUUGUUGGAUAAGUGGCGUGCAACGUUAAGGAAGGUGGGGGAAUUUUCAGGAUACCAUGUCCGCGAAAAUACGUUUCAAGUUGAUGUUAUCAAUGAAAUUACUGAUAGGGUUUUACAAGAAAUUAAUACCAUGCCUUCGGCUCUGGAAGUAGCCCAAUAUCUUGGGAUGAAUUCUCCUGUUAAAGAUGAGGCAACAUUGUCGAGUAAUGUCACAGCAGGUGUGCACAACCAAAACAAUGGCCCCUUUAAGGGCAGCAGCUUCUUAGAAAACGCCAGGGAGGCUUCACAAACAAACAGAGGCAUAGCAGCUGGUUUACAACAGAAACCUGUCAAUGAUAUUCUUAAAUGUAAGAACAUCACUAUUGACAGUACUGACAGUGGAACUGAGUUGAUAAGAGAUAGAAUUUGUUCAGCAAAAAUUCUUGUUGUUAUUAAUGAUUUAGACGGCAUAGUGCCACUGGAAUUUUUAGAAGGACCAUUCAUUGUGGGGAGCACGAUCAUAAUAACAACACGACAUGAAGAUUUGCUAGAUCCAAUUGAUGAAGAAGCCAAGUACAAGGUUAAAGAAUUGGGUGAUUUUGAGUCGCGUCAACUUUUUUGCCAACAUGGAUUUGGAGGAGAUAACGAAAUGCUGGACACAUUCAGCGAAUUGUCCAAAGAAAUUCUGGAACUUGCUGGAGGACUUCAGCUGGCUCUUAAGGUUUGUGGUUCGGCCUUGAUCAAGGACUCUGAGGGAGGAUGGAGUUGUUUUAUUGAUAAGUUGAGACAAGUUUCUAUUGCCGGUGUAGAGGAGAUACUACUGAUUUGCUUUGAUGCACUGGGUGACCCUUUGAAAAAUAUAUUCCUAGACAUUGCUUGUUUUUUUAUUGGGCACGAGGAAAAAGAUGUUGUUCAGAUAAUGGAAACUUGUUAUGCAUCCGUGAACCAUGAUGUUGGCAUUUUAAAGAAAAAAGGUUUGCUUACUAUUAAUUAUCAUGGAUUCAUGGUGCGUCAACAAAUCAUGAUGCAUGAUCUGCUUGUUGAUAUGGGAAGGAAAAUUGCAUGUAACAACUCCCCUGAUGCAUCAGAAAAGCACAGUCAAUUGUGGGUACCGGAAAUUAUACAUGAGGUGUUGAAUGAGAACAAGGGAACAGAAGCAAUUGAAGGUAUGAUCCCGAGCAACUUUGGCUUCUUUAGGAACUUUAAUCCUUUUUCCGAGGAUAGCUUGGAACAUCUGGGGAGGAAAUCCAUUCUUGCCUCAAAAAGUAGACAAUAUGAUGCUGAAACAUUCAAAAGGAUGAGAAAAUUAAGAUAUCUUUACCUCCAAAAAGUGAAUCUCACUGGAAGCUUUGAACACAAAUUUAAAGAGUUGAGGUGGCUCUAUUGGGAGCGUUGUCCCCUGUGGUAUUUACCUUCUGAUUUUUGCCCGCAAAAACUUGUUUUUCUGGCAUUGCAUGGUAGCAAAAUAAAAACAAUGUGCACGUUCAGCAGGGUAGGCAUCUUUAAGAACUUGAAGACUCUAGACAUGAGGCAUUCUUUUGAUCUAACUACAAUUUCAGACUUCACUAGAUUACCGUGUCUUGAAACUUUAAAUCUCAAGUGCUGUAAAAGGUUGGAAGAGGUCCACCAUUCAAUUGGAAGUUUGGCGAGGCUUGUUUACUUAAAUUUAGGGGGGUGUAGUACACUAAAAGGUCUUCCAGGCAGCAUUUGUAACUUAAAAGCACUGAAACGCCUUCAUAUUUGGAGUUGUAUUAAUCUGAAAUCAAUUCCUAGGAACUUUGGGAACAUUGAAUCUCUGGUAAAGCUCGACGCAAGGUGGGCAAAUCUUAGAAAAUUACCAGAUUCGAUUGGUUGUCUUAGUAAGCUUGUUAAGUUGAACUUGUCUUCUUGUGAAAAACUUAUAACACUUCCGGACACUAUCUGCGAUUUGAGAUCACUAAAUAUUCUAGAUAUCGGUCGCUGUAGUAGUCUGGAAGCAUUGCCUGCAAGAUUGGGGAACCUUGAAUCCCUGGUAGAGCUCAGAGCGGGGAAUCUAAUUGUUUCAGAAUUACCAAAUUCAAUUGGACGUCUUAGUAAGCUUGUUAAACUGUUCUUGUCUUGGUGCCACAAACUUAAAACUCUUCCGGACACCAUUUGCAAUCUGAAGUCACUGGAAAUUCUAGAUAUUUAUGGGUGUACUAGUCUCGAAGCAUUGCCUUCAGAAUUUGGGAAACUUGAAUCCCUGGUACACCUCGGAGCGGGGGAACUUCAAAGUUGUAUCAACUUGUUGUCUAUUGCAGAACUUCCUUCUAGUUUGAAAUAUCUAACCCUUGAGUGCUGCGAGUCUAUGGAAAGAUUACCAAAUCUAUCCAAUUUGAAGCAGUUGGAGGAUUUAAUCCUGAGAGGUUGUCGUAGUUUGACAGAGAUUCGAGGACUGGAGGAAUUAACUUCUAUUCAAAAUCUUCAUUUCGGAGGUUGCAACUCGUCUCUACUGAAAUCCACUUUUACAAAACGUUUAUUUCAGAUAUACUCUGAAUUUGGGCAUCAGAUAAAAUUUUAUGCUCCUCCAUCAGUGUUUAUGGACUGGAUUAGUCGAUCAGCAGACUGGAUCAGCAAAACAAGUAAUUCUGUAUCGACAGUUUCUUUAGAUUUGCCAGAAGACCUGUCACAAAAUUUCUUGGCAAUGAUCCUUUUCAUUAAAUCCUCUAGUAGAGGUAGAGCUGUUAGUUCUGUUAAGACUACCACAAACAACAUUUCAUGGAGCUUUAGGUAUACAAGCUCCUAUUAUGAUGAUUAUCAAGAUAUUUCAAGCAUGGAUAUAGUACCAAGAUCAGUAUUCUCGGUUACAGACGAUGAUGAUAUAAUUGAAUUCACAGCAAGUCUAGAAGUAGAAUCUUCUGGUAUUGGUAUGCCUUUUACAAGAAAACUAGAAAAACCAGAAAUUCUUGGGAUUCAUCUAGUAUACAAGCCGGAGAUUAAGAUAACUGACGAGUGCGUACAGUCAAAUACAGAUGAAGAAAUCUUCUUUGAGGCGGUUGAAACAUUUGGAAUGUGACUACUGGCUCUCUCUCAAGUCCUGAACAAUUGGAUUAUUUGGAAAGUGAGAAGAACUAGAUGAACAGGAUAGUUCUUUGCCUGGUAGACGUGCGAAUUAUAUGCUUAACUCGAUCAUCAGUACUUCCGGACUGGAUUUGUCAAUCGGCAGAUUGGAUUAGUCAGUCAAGUAAUUCAGGGACAACAGUGUCUCUAGCAGACUAGCAUCGCCACCAGAUGUGCCUCAAAUUUUUUUUUUAAAUGAUUCUCUGCCUUCAAGACUCCGCCAUUUAUUCUGUAAAGACUACAGCUUGUUAUAUUGAAUGAUAUCAGAAAUAUUCAAGUUUAUUUUCA
Messenger RNA from Daucus carota subsp. sativus, 3837 nucleotides. RefSeq names its product disease resistance protein RUN1-like. Bases 56 to 3505 code for a protein of 1149 amino acids. Lineage: Eukaryota; Viridiplantae; Streptophyta; Magnoliopsida; Apiales; Apiaceae. The record is from RefSeq and is a predicted model, not a curated record. Gene Ontology annotation, molecular function: ADP binding. Gene Ontology annotation, biological process: signal transduction; defense response. The transcript has 4 exons.